This is a messenger RNA of Somion occarium, 5850 nucleotides long. NCBI's taxonomy places the organism in Eukaryota, Fungi, Basidiomycota, Agaricomycetes, Polyporales, Cerrenaceae. The record is from the annotation of a GenBank genome assembly.
AGACUCUUACCUCCACUAAGUUUCUUCCCAACUCUCUACUUCCACUGCCAACACCUGCAGGGAUCCAUGGCAGGCUGCAGACACUAAAUGGACAUCACCCAACAAGUACAAGCGACAUCAAGUAGUCCAUCAACGUCGCAUCCAGAAGAGCUUACCACAUCCGAAUCCAAGACUUUGCGAUCCAGUGCGAGGGUGAAGGCCAAGCAGAAGGAGAAAGAUACACCCACACAAGCUUCACCUUCGUCCUCUACCCCAAAGCGACCCCGUGCAAAUAGCAAGGGUAAGGGCAAAGAGGUUGCUGAGGAGUCGAGCAGAGCGAGCAAGAGAGCACGCCGUGUCACCUACCCCGUAUCUACUGGGCUUACUAUUCAGGAGCCCGUGAAAGACGUGAAAGGCAAGAAACGUGCACCACCCGAAGGUAUUUCAGACGAAGACGAAACAACGACAGCGACAGCUUCAAUCUCAUCCUCUACCAAACGUACUAGAACAUAUUCCCUUCGAUCCCGUACAGAACCUCAAGCCGAUAUGCCGAAAAAGUCAAGGCCCGCUUCAGGCAAGGGCAAGGCAGCAGUUAAGGCCAAGGCCAUAUCACUUGCUGCUUCGUCCUCGAGACACGAAGACGAGGACAUUGAAAUGCUUGACGCUGAAUGCGCGCACGAGGCGACAGAUGAUAGGCACCCUGAUGAAAAACACGAUCACGACGAGGAGAUGGAGGGCGAUGGACACGAAAACGAUAGUCCUGAGCACGAAGAAGACGAAGACCACGAUGAUGAAGAUGAAGACGGUGACCAGGCAGAGCAGGAUCAAGGUGGCAUACACCACGACGACUCGACACCUAUGGGGAUCUUUGGCGAUUUCCGCCAGUUGGGCUCAUAUAUGUUGGGGUUAUCCGGUCGACUCAAGACGAUGCUGAACAAUAUAAAACGAACAGCCGACCCUACCACUCGUCUCUUGACACUCCAAGAGCUGAGCGAGCUCCUAAGUAUCAGUACGGAGGACACUCUGGCUGGUUCUUUUCAAGUAGAGUCAUUUGUUCGCGAACUCGUCAGAAUUCUCGGUGGAACUGGCAACGAUUCGGAUGAAGGCGAUGAAGAUGAAGAGGAGCGCGAGACUGACGAAGACGCAGCGCUUGCUGCCGCGUUGGCUCUUAGUACUGGUGGUGCCUAUCACGGAGACGAGAAUCUGGAAGCCCAAGUGUUGGCUUGCAGAUGUCUUGCUAACUUGAUGGAGGCACUACCUGGUGUAGCUCACACCGUCGUGUAUCACGGUGCGAUUCCCGUAUUGUGUAGUAAACUGAUCGAGAUAUCCUACAUCGACUUGGCUGAGCAGACCUUGAGUACCCUGGAGAAGAUAUCUGAAGAAUUCCCCAGUGCGAUCGUUCGUGAGGGCGGCCUUGCUGCCUUGCUCAAUUACCUCGAUUUCUUUUCGAUUGCUGUGCAACGGACCGCCUUACAAGCGGCUUCAAACUGUUGUCGCAAUGUUUCUGUUGAACACUUCUCCAUGAUAUUCGGUGUUUGGCCAAUCAUCCGCAAUUGCCUUGGAUAUGCGGACCAACGUCUAGUGGAAUAUGCUUGCCUUUGUAUCAUUCGUGUUAUCGACGCUUACCAUCGUGCUUCUCCCGAGAAUUUAGAGAAGCUGGUCGAUGCCGACUUGAUCAAGGCCAUCAACCUUUUGUUACUUCCGUCAGGAGGUUCUUCGCUCAUUGCAGCUAGCACCUUCACUUUACUCCUUCGUGCUCUUGCUACUGCUGCUCGUGCUAGUCCUAAGAUUACCUUGGUUAUUCUUGAAGCGGGUAUCGUUGACACCUUGUACCAAAUCUUGACCGGUGUGUUGCCACCAGCGACAAAUGGUACUGAAGAACAGGGCGACUCUGGGGUCGGUCAGGGUUUGGGUGGAGGACUUGCGGACAUGACUGUCAUGGAGAAUCUUGCUCAUCGACCGAAGGACCAAAUCGAAGAAGCUCUCAGUCUGAUUUCAGAAUUGAUGCCUCCUAUUCCCAAAGACGGCAUAUUCGACCACAGAGGCUACACUGAGAAGGCCUUCGCUAGGAUGAUAAAGGCGAAGGCGAAGGCAGAACGAGCAGCCGCUCGUCAAGCUGCUUUGGGAAUCCCCGCCGUUUUCCCGUCUUUGAAUGCUCCACUUCCCUCGACUAUCUCUGCUUCUGGCUCUCGCGCAGUCAGCCCGGGCCCUGACGUUGAAGCUGAUGUUCAACCAUCCGCCGAAGGCGAAGAUGCCCCUCCGGCCCCUGUGGUGCCAGAGUCACCUCCAGAUAGGACUGAGCUGCUUCGUUCAAAACCGGAAGUUGUUGGCCGCUUCAUGCAAUGCAUGGUCCCUAUUCUUGUCGACGUUUAUGCCGCGAGCGUGUCUACUCCUGUCAGAAUCAAGACUCUGACUGGUCUCUUGAAGGCCGUCAGUUUCUUGAGUGAUGACGAGAUAAAGCGAGUAUUCACGUUCGUUCCGGUGGCCAGCUUUGCUUCAUCGAUUAUUUCAUCGAAAGAUCAUCCAACUCUCGUCAUCGGUGCUUUACAGCUUGUCGAGAUGCUUUUGGAAAAGGUUCCCGCCGAAUACAAACCUGCGUUCCGUAGAGAAGGAGUCUUCCAUGAGAUCGAUACUCUCGCUGCUCGUCCUUUGAUAUCUUCCAAGUCGAAGGAAGCGGACAAAGACAAAGAUAAGGAUUCCUCGGAAACUUCGUCUGUUGCAGAGUCGAACACGCCUACCUACAUGCCCAUUUCCUCUUCCCUGGCUGCUACGAUGCCCGGCUACCGGAAGUUGACGUCACUGUCUAUCGACCCGGAGGAUGCUAUCACCAUGCGUUCACGAGUGAUCAAGUUCAAAUACCUCAGCGGCGAUGACAGUGGUUCAUCCGAUGAUCUCUUCGCCACCCUUAGUCGUCUGGUUUCUCGUAUUUCCGACCCGGAAACCUCUGAACAGGACCUCCUACCUGCUCUUGCUGAGUUGGCAAGUUUGUUUGCUUCUGCUGAUACGUCUGUAUCCAGCUUCGAGUUGCUCCAGAGUGGUGUGGUCGAUGGAUUAUUGCAAUUCCUCACGGAUUCAGAACGUAGUGUAUCCAUAACGCGACGCCAAGAGCUCUUUUUCGAAGCGUUCAAUGCGCGACGAAUCACGAAUGCUCAAGGCGGACACAGUCCUUUUGGUAUCUUCGUUAAGAAACUUCAAGAGAGUCUCACCCGCAUGGAGAACCUUGAUGUUGUCACCGUGUCGCAAAGCCCAGAUGACUCCAAGAGGAGCUCACCUUCGCUACUUGCUCGCCAGCUGCGUUUACGUCUGGUUGCAGCUGAGGAUUCUGAUAUCCCACGUAAUCUCAGCAACAUCAUUGUCUCUAUCCACGCAAUUGCUACCUUCCAAGCACUACACGAUUAUCUCCGACCAAGAGUAGCCGGUAUAAUGUCUGGCUCUUCCCGAUUGUCCAGUAUGCUCGCCGCCUUCUCCGGUCUUGCUCGUGGUGCAUCCUCGAGCUUGGAGCCUCCGCCAGUACCCAAACCGGCUGAGCCUCCAGCAGAAUCCAGCUCAUCUUCCGGGGCAGACCUUGGGCGUCGGCGGAGCCUCCGUCUCAGUGCAAAGGCAUCUGUACAGGCUAAUGCACCUGACGAGACAGGUGUGACGGACGCUGAUUCUGUUGCAGCUCCUACCUCCGAAGGCUCUGGUGCACUUGGUAGUGCGGAGCCAACACCAAGUGAAACCGUCGUGAAUGACGAUGAUCAUGAGUUCGAUGGCGAUUUUACUGAUGAUGAAGUAGAUGUCGACGCUGAGGUGAUUGAGGACGAGGGAGACUUAGAGAAUCACACUGUUGAUAAGACUGUGACGGUCUCUGUUGGCGAUGAUGGAUCCAAGGUCGUGGCCCAAACGCCACAAGGCACUCGUGUAACAACUCCCAAUCCUGCCAAGAUCAGCCCCUCUGCAGCUGCUGCACGGAGUUCGCUGGUACCGAAGGCUUCCUAUGCCACUGCGCUGAAGACAAAGCCGAGUGAUUGGCACCUGGAAUUCUUCAUGGACGACCAGAAGCUACCCUUGGAGUUGACCAUCUAUGGAGCGAUUCACCAACACGAGGCUCGCAAGAAGAAGGCUGGUAAUGCUACAGCCCCCAGCAUGAUUUGGCAGAAUGUGUAUACAGUCAAGUUCAAGAAGGUUCCUGGCCCGGCGAAAGCCCCAGAAAACGACCUUUCAGUACGGAGCCGUUCGCCAGGGCCUACAAUAUCCUUACUCGCGGAUGAUGCACCAUCAUCGAAGAUUUUGCGCCUCCUUCGCGUUCUGCAUAAGCUCAAUACUGCCGAGAAUGAACGACCGGUACCUCCUGUCAUUAAACGAGCACUCCCGGAAUCGGCGUUCGUCAACAACAAAUUGACGGCGAAACUCACAAGACAACUGGAGGAGCCUAUGAUCGUUGCAAGUUCGUGUUUGCCAGAUUGGGCCUUAGAUCUGCCCCAGCACUUCCCAUUCCUCUUCCCAUUCGCUACUCGAUAUAACUUCUUGCAGUCAACCUCCUUUGGCUAUGCUCGUCUCAUCUUGAAAUGGCAGAGUCAGCAGAGCCGCGGGCAAGACAGCUCAAGGCGUGAUGAUGGCGUAGGAUUCCUAGGACGUCUACAGCGACAGAAGGUCCGAAUCUCUCGAGAGCAUAUUCUAGAAUCUGCUGUCAAGGUCUUCGAGUUAUAUGGCUCUUCGUCAUCUAUCUUAGAGGUGGAGUAUUUCGAGGAAGUUGGAACCGGCUUGGGACCAACGCUCGAGUUCUACUCUCUCGUUUCUAAAGAGUUCGCUCGACGUGAUUUGAAGAUUUGGAGAGACUCGGAUCCCACGCUUUCUGGUCAAUACGUCCAUCACCCUUAUGGCUUGUUCCCGGCUCCCAUCAGCUCUAGCGAUAUAGUCAAUGACAAUGGACAGAAACGUACACACAUUUUCCGAAUCAUUGGCCAAUUCGUAGCCAAGGCCAUGCUUGAUUCUCGGAUCAUUGAUCUUUCCUUCAACAAGAUCUUUGUCAAGCUCAUGUUAGGCGAGACUAUAGCUCUGACCAUCGAUAAUCUCAAGCGCGUCGAUCCUGACCUUGCUGCGUCAUUGGUAAAACUCCGCAACCUCAGUGCGACGAAGGCACAGAAUGAUAAGCUUCGUCGCAAGCUUGGUAUGGUGGACAUCGAAGAGCUUGCGCUUGAUUUCACAAUACCUGGUUACGAUAUCGAACUCAAGCCCGGUGGACGUGAUAUUGCUGUUACUUCGGAGAACGUUGAAGAAUAUAUUCACGAGGUUAUCGAUGCCAUCAUCGGGCGCGGUGCUCAGCUGCAAGCGAAGGCGUUCCGGGAAGGGUUCUCCAAGGUCUUCCCAAUUGCAGACCUUCGGGCAUUCACACCUGACGAACUUGUUAUGCUCUUCGGCAAUCCUGAUGAGGAUUGGAGUCUUGAGACUUUGAAUGAAGCACUCAAGGCUGAUCAUGGCUUUAAUGUUGAGAGCCGUGCCAUCCACGACCUGUUGGAGAUCAUGUCGGAGUAUGACGGACAAACCCGUCGUAGCUACCUGCAGUUCAUCACUGGAAGCCCCAAGCUGCCCAUUGGUGGUUUCCGCGGCCUCAAUCCUCCUCUCACUGUUGUCAGAAAACCUCACGAACCUCCUUUGACCGCUGAUGACUAUCUUCCGAGCGUUAUGACAUGCGUGAACUACCUCAAGUUACCCGAGUACUCAUCGAAAGCUGUGAUGCGAGAGAAGUUGCGGGUCGCCAUGCACGAGGGUGUUGGAAGUUUCCACUUAUCAUGAUAUUGUUUCUGAAUUUCUUGUGCUACUAUCACUGUUUUACUAGACAAUUGUGCAUUCUCUCCCACAUAAUGAUACAUGUCGCAUUAACCAUGGUCC